AUGAGCCUGGCGCAGCAGCGCGGCGGCAACGUCGAGAGCAAGAUCGCGCAGGUCAACUACAGCCGCGACUUCGGCGGCCUGGGCUACAUCGGCCUGGUCGUCUUCCGAGACUUGAGCCCCGGCGGGGGCGGCAGCAGCAUCGGGCUGACCUGGUCGCGCGCGCUGGAUGCCCGCCACGGCGCCAGCGUCGGCGUGCAGCGCCAGCCGAACAUCAACGGCGGCCACGAGACGGUGGUGCAGGCGCAGGUGCAGCGCAACCCGGCGUUCGGCACCGGCCUGGGCUACCAGUUGAUGGCCGAGACCAGCGGCCGCCAGAUAGCCCAGGCGCAGUGGCAGGCGGAGCACGCGGUGUUCAGCGGCGGCGUCGCACGGCGCGGGCGCGACGUCGAGACCCGCGCCGCGGCCUCCGGCGGGCUGGCGUGGCUGGACGGCAGCGUCUUUGCCGGCCGGCGCAUCGAGGGCGGCAUCGCCGUCGUCAACGUCGGCGACUACGAAGGCGUGCGCGUGCUGCAGGACAACCAGCUCGUCGCCCGCACCGAUUCGCGCGGCCGUGCCUUCGUCAGCGGCCUGCGCGGCUACCAGCCCAACCGCGUCGCCAUCGAGGCGUCGGACCUGCCGAUGGAUGCCGAGCUGGAGGCGAUGGAGAUCAAGCUCACGCCCGCAGCCCGCAGCGCGGCGCGCAUCGACUGCCGCCCACCCGCGACAGCGACGACCUGCCCGACCUGGGUAUCCUCAGCUGCCGGUGACCCCAUGACACGAACGUCGACACGCCUCUUCGCCCUGCUGCUCGUGCUCUUCGCCUGGGCCGGCCCGGCGCGUGCGCUGUGCAUCACCGGCCUGUGCACCUGCACCCUGGGGACGACCAACGUCGCCUUCGGCACCUACAGCCCGCUCGCCUUCGGCAACACCGACACCACCGGCACCGUCAAGGUCGACUGCGGCGGCGUCGUGGGCCUGCUGAUCCCGUUCAGCAUCGCCAUCAGCGCUGGCGGCAGCGGCAGCUACGCCAACCGCCAGAUGAAGAGCGGCAGCAACCAGCUGGCCUACAACCUCUACACCGACGCGUCGUACACCACCGUCUGGGGCGACGGCACCAGUUCGAGCCAGCUCGUCAACGCCGGCGUCACGCUGGAUCUGGCGGGCCUGGCGCCCACGCAGAACUUCUACGUCUACGGCCGCAUCCCGGGCCGCCAGCUCAGCGCCGUGCCGGGCGUCUACGUCGACACCAUCAGCGUCACGCUGACCUACUACUGA
Molecule: messenger RNA, 1254 nt
Organism: Ostertagia ostertagi
Lineage: Eukaryota; Metazoa; Nematoda; Chromadorea; Rhabditida; Trichostrongylidae
Source: the annotation of a GenBank genome assembly